AAUAAUAAACGUCAGUCAGAAAAAAAUAGCUCUGAAAUAAUAAAUUCUAUUUACAACUCUCGCAACUCUCCCGCCAAAACAUCUUAUAUUUGCAUAAACCGGAAGCAGCAUUGGUUUUGUUAUUGUCAAGCCCGAAAAAUUGUUCGGGAUGGCGGCAAAUGAUGGAGAGGAGGAGGCUACUGUAUCUCUGGUGGACGUCUUGGAGGAGGAUGAAGAGCUGGAGAACGAAGCCUCCGCUGUUCUUGGAGGCAGUGAUUCAGAGAAAUGCUCGUAUCCAGAGGGAUAUGUGAAGCGUCAGGCGCUGUAUGCCUGUAACACCUGCACGCCAAAAGGAGGAGAGCCAGCUGGCAUCUGUCUGGCAUGUUCCUACAAGUGCCAUGAAGGCCAUGACCUUUUUGAGCUCUAUACCAAGAGGAAUUUCCGAUGUGAUUGUGGGAAUGAUAAGUUUGGGGAAAUGGAGUGCAAGCUAUUUGCGGAUAAAGAAAAAGUGAAUUCAGGGAACAAAUACAGCCACAAUUUUUUUGGCUUGUAUUGCACAUGUGACAGACCCUACCCAGAUCCAGAGGAUGAGGUUCCUGAUGAGAUGAUCCAGUGUAUUGUGUGUGAAGACUGGUUCCAUGGUCGGCAUUUAGGCUGCGUAGUGCCAGACUGUGUGGAGCUGCAAGAGAUGAUCUGUGAGUCGUGCAUGAAUAAAACACCUUUCCUUUGGAACUAUGCUGCACAUAUUGCAGUGCCAGCCAUAACAAAAGUAAGUCAAUGCAAAGGAGAGGAGGAUGUGAAGGUUGAGGUAGAAAAUGAUGAAGAGGAGAAGAAGAUUAAAAAUGAGAACCCGAAGAGCCCUGUAGAGGAGAAGGUGCAGGUCAAUGGGACGUCCGCCUGUAAGCGGAAACACCAGGAAGAAACCGAAGGUUCCUCAGAGGAGGGUUCGUGCUCUGGUUGCAGGCUGAGAGAGAUGAAGUCCUCGGGGAAGAGCCGGACUCUGCAGGGUGCUGUGUUCUGGCCCUCUGCCUGGCGCACAAAGCUCUGCACUUGCACCGACUGCAAGGUCCUCUAUGCAGAUGCAGGAGUGUCUUUCCUCACGGAUGAGAUGGACACUGUCCUGGCGUAUGAAAACAAGGGUAAGUCCACAGAGCAGGCUGAACAAGCAGGUGGAGCCGAGGGUCGCGACCCCUUGAUGUCAGCUCUAAACAACUUAAAUCGGGUUCAGCAGCUGGAGAUCAUCCAUGAAUAUAAUGACAUGAAGACAGAACUGAAGGACUACCUGCAGCGAUUUGCAGCAGAAGGAAAGGUGGUGACACCUGAGGACAUCCGUCAAUUCUUUGAACAGCAGCAAAGCCGCAAGAGACGACGAGCCAACGCAGGCCAGUACUACUGCAGUUAAACAGCCUUUCACUCUGCCACUUCAAGCAUACCAGCCCCAUGCAAUCCUUCAUUUCCCCCCCCCCAGUCUGUUCAUUUCAAGGCCACCCAUGGAUUUGUAAAAUAAAUAAAUAUGCAGUUCAAAUUCAGGCCCUCAUAACCUUGUAUGAUUUUGACCUUGCAUAGUGAUGUUUCCAAACCUGCCAGGGCUUGAUUUUGAGAUGACGUUCUGUUCAACUUGUGCUGAUUGGCUCUCAGUGUCCAGAUGCAUUAUGGAAAGAUAAAAACAAUGGAUUUAUGGAAAAGCACUUCUAUAAUGUCACAGAAAUGUGACAUAUGAUUUUGUCAAUCCUCAGGAGCUCUCUGUUUUAAGCUAUUUAAAACAUGGCUUGUUAUUUACAGAGGGCUAUUAGGGAAGUCACAAUCACAUGACUGCAGUCAGUAUUCAUUCUGUUCUGAUGAGAUGGCAGAUAUUCACAUUCAUGUAUGCUGGGUAAAUAGUUCUAUUGGAAAUAUCUGUUUAGUUAAACCCAUGCAAGCGCUUUUUCAGGUUGUUGAGGUACAAUUGUGAAUUGUCUAGUAACGCUUUACUCAUUUGAUCUUGUUUUAACCUGUUUUGUUUGUAGAUUCUGUUACUUUUUAAUGUUCUAUCUUUGAGAAAUAAACAUGGUAAUACAUUUGG
This is a messenger RNA of Cyprinus carpio (common carp), 2041 nucleotides long. Its product is annotated as putative E3 ubiquitin-protein ligase UBR7. Gene Ontology annotation, molecular function: ubiquitin protein ligase activity; zinc ion binding. Gene Ontology annotation, cellular component: cytoplasm. The record is from RefSeq and is a predicted model, not a curated record. Lineage: Eukaryota; Metazoa; Chordata; Actinopteri; Cypriniformes; Cyprinidae.